Messenger RNA from Galleria mellonella (greater wax moth), 1001 nucleotides. RefSeq lists its product as uncharacterized. Lineage: Eukaryota; Metazoa; Arthropoda; Insecta; Lepidoptera; Pyralidae. The transcript has 4 exons. Bases 165 to 965 code for a protein of 266 amino acids. The record is from RefSeq and is a predicted model, not a curated record.
UGCAAAAAGAAUUAUUGGCUUAAACAGUUCAAAGAUCUCGACUGUAUUGUAAUAUCAAUUUAAGUAUCUGUGUAGAGACAGAUAGUUUAAUGAGAGUGUUAUUUCAUUUUCUCUCAAGAACGCAAGUAAUCAGUACAUAUUGAAUCUCUCGUAGUAUAACAGCAAUGUUAGCUUUCAGUCAUAUCGUUCGAAGUGCUUUAAAAAACAAUAGAAAUUUCUCAACUAAUUAUAAUACAAAAACAAAGGAAGCCAUCGCUGGACGAGUAUGGACCAAAUUACAGAUACAGAAUAAAAAAGAUCUUUUAAGAUUAAGAGUUCAAGAUUUAACAAUGGAUUUAUUAGAGGAUGUUUUGGAUUUCAAUAUGAAUUACUUUGUGAAGGAGGAGAUUUUUCAUAAAAUAUCUGGUAUCAGUGAAGAUCCAGAAGCUGUAAAAGAGUACAAAGAAAUUAUAUCACAAGUAAUUAUGAAACCAAAUUACUCUACAAAAGUUUAUAUCAUUGAUGAUUACUCAAAUCCGAAUACUGGGAAGAUAGUUGCAGUGUCUAUGAUGAAGAUAGUUUCGUCACAUGAAGAUCUAAAUUACAAUAUACAGACGAAAACAGAAGCAGUGAGAAGACUUCUAAAUAUUAAAUCUACUUGUUACAAAUUAUUUUCUAUCGAAGAUGUUAAAAAGAUGUAUAAUGUGGAUCGAUACUACGAGGAUACGGGGCUAGCGAUACAUCCUGAAUAUAGAUCGCUCGGCAUUAUUAAUUUUGAAAACACACUUAGACGAGUGACAUGCCGAGAAGAUAAUAUACGCUUAAUAGGUGCUUGGGUUACUAUGCUUACAGCGCAAAAAGCAUAUCAAAAUAACAACUACAAUACUGCCUUCGAUAUAUCUUACAAAAAGUUAGUAUCUAUUCUUGGUAUUAAUUUCGAAGGAGUUCCGACAAUGUGCAAGUAUAUGACAUUAAAACUGAAUUAAAAUUAAAACAUUUUUAUAGACGUUUUUUCAAUUGAA